Cylindrotheca closterium is the source of this 377-nucleotide messenger RNA. NCBI's taxonomy places the organism in Eukaryota, Bacillariophyta, Bacillariophyceae, Bacillariales, Bacillariaceae. The record is from the annotation of a GenBank genome assembly.
UCAAUCCUGUUUCAAAACUGCUUGAAGAGAAAGAAGAAGCCCUGCUGAGUGAAAAGAGCAAAUACAAAGCUUUGGAACAAGAACAUAGCAAAACGGUUAAACUUGCAAAGCGUGAAAUUGUCAUGGCUAUGCAUGAAGAAUACGAGACUAAUAAGACAAUUCUAGAACAAAGCAGAGCAAACAAACAGGGCAUCAAGGGCCCCAAGAACGAAGGGAUUGAAGCUCCUUUGCACAAAAGUGAAGCAGCCAUUGCAGGGUAUGAAAAGGCGUUGGGCUUGAAGUCAAAUGCUGAGGACAUUCUUUGCGAUCUCAGGAAACCGAUUCUACACCUGUGCUGGGCUUCAUUGGCAUGCAACUAUCUAAUAGCUUGGCGAUGA